AUGCGGUUGAAUGCGCAAAUAUACAGAGGACAGGUUCAUAAUGUGCAGAGAGUCCGAUUCCAAAAGCCAGGGUUCCGGCCGAGGAGCAUCGCCAUCACCGUCCUGACUAUAUAUGUAGGCUGGUCGGUAUAUGCGAGGCUAGUUCUCGAUCCCCUAGGAAAAGCGAUUAUGGACACUGCCCAGCAUUUGCCCGAGGAUGAAGAAGAAGCGCCGCCAAUCUUUAUCCCAUUUCCCGGGACUACAAAACAGCUCAAGCCCCGGCCAUACCGCGGGAGUGAUCCUGAAUGGCAGGAAUUUCUCAAAUUCAGCAGAGAUCCAGGGCUCUCAAAGCGUGUACGAGAGGAGCUUGCACAGUUCGUACGGCAGCUUGCAGAGAAACAUCCAAUACUGCAGUUAAGGGGUGGAAAGGGAAUGAAGCUGAGAAGAUAUUGGCUUGAUGUCGAUUUUCCCACACAUCCACCUCCGGAGUUCGAAAGAUCAGGCAUCGAGAUAACCGAUGACUACAUCGCGUGGACGACCAUGCCUGUUGACUCCUCAAUAGUAUUCAAGAUACGCCAAGCGCUUUGGCCCUCGGCUCUGGCGAAGGCCUUUUGGAGCUUUACCAAAGUGAUGAUCUCAGAUGAUGCCAGGAGAGUUGCAAGAAUGCUUGGGCUACAAGCAGAUGAUACUCCGCCAACCAUCGAACAGUUACUCGCCAGACAUCAGCAAAUGAUUAGAGGUUCUCAGACCAAUGACGGGUCACCGAAACCCAAGCAGCCACAACUACUUGGUGAUGCGCAAACCCAAAAAGCGAUAGUCACCGUAGCUGACAACCAGGGCCUUGUUGGAAAGCCUCCCUUGCAAGAGGACCUGGAUGCUAAUCCUGGAAAAAAUGGUAUCUCUGCCGUAUAUGCACAUUUCUUUCGAGGGAUCAUGGCAUUCAAGAUGAAGCUGCAACAAAGCUGGCGACCAGCACCUGAUUACCCUCCACGAGGGAGCAUAAUAGUCCAGGGUCUAGUUGAAUUAGAUUCGCCCAAAGCGUGGCUUGUCUUUGAUGUGAAGGCAGCGUGGGAUCCAAAAACAAAGAGUUACGAUUCUAAAAGUAUGCGAAUUCAUCUGAAGAGAAUGCAGAUGAAGCGGCAGGGACCUCUUGGUGGUGCGUAA
Molecule: messenger RNA, 1143 nt
Organism: Amorphotheca resinae ATCC 22711
Lineage: Eukaryota; Fungi; Ascomycota; Leotiomycetes; Helotiales; Amorphothecaceae
Exons: 4
Coding region: 1-1143 (380 amino acids)
Source: RefSeq, a predicted model, not a curated record